This is a messenger RNA of Habropoda laboriosa, 2496 nucleotides long. It is a transcript of the gene Etl1, whose product is annotated as SWI/SNF-related matrix-associated actin-dependent regulator of chromatin subfamily A containing DEAD/H box 1 homolog. Lineage: Eukaryota; Metazoa; Arthropoda; Insecta; Hymenoptera; Apidae. Bases 1 to 2496 code for a protein of 831 amino acids. The record is from RefSeq and is a predicted model, not a curated record. Gene Ontology annotation, molecular function: chromatin binding; ATP-dependent chromatin remodeler activity; DNA binding. Gene Ontology annotation, cellular component: nucleus. The transcript is spliced from 12 exons.
AUGUCGGAUUCGAAUUCGCCGAAAACAGAUGCAAGCAGCCCAAGCCUUUCGGGAAACUUGCGACAAUUUCGAUUCCAAAAGAAACAACUGAAACCGUUAAACAUGUCGGAUGAUGACAGUAAUUUAGUUGGUUCUGAGAUACAAUUUCGACGUAAGGCAGUUAAUGUAAUUGAAGACAGCGACAGUGAUGUGGGUAGUCCUGCUAAAAAUGCUCCCUCUUUAGUUCACAAGGAUAAAGUGGUACAUAAUAAGGCAAACUGGAACAGUGAUGAAGGUGAUGUAGAUUCCAGAAAUGGCAGAAAGAGGACCUUUAAGGGUUCUUCCAAAACUACUAAGAAAAAAAGAAGAAAAUUAAACAGAGAUGAAGAUAUAGAUGUUGAUUCAGAUGAAACAGAUUUUAAAGAUAAAGUGUUUGAUAGUGAUGAAGAUUCAGAUGUAGAAAUAUCCAAUGAGCUUACGGGUGAUAAAAAAGCAGUUUUAGAAUUCAUGCAAAAUGCUUUAACAUCAGAGUUACUGUUAAUGUCUUAUUGUUCUCAAAAGAAAGCAAAUGCCAUUAUAGAAGCAAGACCAUUUGAUAAUUGGAGAGACAUAGUUCAGAAGUUCCAGAACAAUAAAUAUUUGGAUACAGAACUUUUAAAUUCAGCUCAAGAAUUAUUGGCUACUAGACAAGCAGUAGAGACACUCAUGAAGAAAUGUCUUCGUUUGUCUACCAAUAUUGAAAGAGCUGUGGCUGCAGGAGCAUCAACCAUUACAAGUCAACCCAAGGGGUUAUCACCAAAUUUAAAAUUAGCUCCAUAUCAAAUGGUUGGAUUAAAUUGGCUUGCCGUGAUGCAUGCGCAAAAUGUUAAUGGUAUACUCGCGGAUGAAAUGGGUUUAGGAAAAACGAUUCAAGUAAUAGCCUUUCUUACAUAUUUAAAAGAGGCUGGCCUCAGGGAUGAAAAAGAUGGACCACAUUUAAUCGUUGUUCCCAGUUCAACAAUGGAAAACUGGAGCAACGAGUUGGAAAGGUGGUCACCUGGUUUGAAAGUUGUACAAUAUUAUGGCACUCAGGAGGAACGAAAAGAAAUGCGAUUCGGUUGGCGAAACGGUGAACUGGACGAUGUCGAUAUCUUGUUAACUACGUAUAGUUUAAUUAGCAGUACACCAGAAGAACGGAGAUUAUUUCGUGUCAUGCCUAUUCAUUAUGUUGUUUUCGACGAAGCUCACAUGUUGAAGAAUAUGGCUACCAUCAGAUACGAAAACCUCGUUAGAAUUCAUGCUAAACAUCGAAUUCUGCUAACGGGUACUCCGUUGCAAAAUAAUUUAUUAGAACUGAUGUCUCUCUUAAUAUUUGUGAUGCCUUCACUGUUUGCUGGAAAACAAGCCGAUCUAAAAAGCUUAUUUUCAAAAAAUCCCAAACUAUUAGCAGUUAAAAAAAGUAGUGAACAGCCAUUGUUCGAACAGGAACAAGUAAAAAAUGCGAAGCAAAUUAUGACACCGUUCGUGCUUCGGCGACUGAAAGCCGAAGUCCUUCGAGAUUUACCAAAAAAAAGUGAUCGUGUGAUUAAAUGUCCGAUGACAGAUAAGCAACAAAAAAUGUAUACAGACUUGAUUGCCGAGUUUUCGGCCGAGGCUGAUCAAAGUAGUGAAGUCAAUGGUGUGGGAAUGAUGAUGCAGUUAAGAAAGUUGGCCAACCAUCCGCUUUUAGCACGAGAUUAUUACAACGAGUCUAAAUUAAGAGUUAUAUCGAGCAGAUUAGCGAAAGAGCACUCGUACAAACAAAAGAAUGUAGAUUAUAUAUUCGAAGAUUUACAGUGGCUGUCGGAUUAUAAGAUAAACCAAUUGACAAGAACGUACAAGAGUUUAGCUGGAUUGGGCUUACCUCAAGAACUUAUUCCCAAAGCUGGAAAAUUAAAGAUGUUAGACGAAUUAUUACCAAAGCUAAAAGAUGAAGGGCAUAGAGUAUUGAUUUUCAGUCAGUUUACAAUGAUAUUAGAUAUUUUAGAAGAAUAUCUAACAAUCAGAGGACAUACCUAUCUAAGAUUGGAUGGAAGUACACCAGUAACAGAUAGACAAUGUUUGAUAAACCAGUAUACGGAGGAUGGAAGUAUUUUCAUAUUUUUACUAUCUACAAGAGCUGCUGGUUUAGGGAUUAAUUUAACAACUGCAGAUACUGUUAUAAUACACGAUAUUGAUUUUAAUCCGUAUAAUGAUAAACAAGCAGAGGAUCGUUGCCACAGAGUGGGUCAAAAAAGACCUGUUAGCAUAAUUAGAUUAUUAGGCAAAGAUACGAUAGAAGAAGGCAUGUAUGAAGUAGCUCAAGAUAAAUUGCAUCUUGAACAACAGCUGACCGGGGAAGAAGAGAAUGAAAGUACGGAUAAAAAAAGUGUGCUGAAGUUACUUAAGAUCACAUUAGGGCUAGAACACAACAGGUCUUUAUCGCUUUUACAGCAAAAGAAUGCGAGAACGAGCAACGGAUUAUUAAGCAGCGAGGAAAAUUGUAACAUAGAAUUUUGA